GAAUCCCAGCAGAACUCUGCGGAUUUCAGGUUUUACAUCGAGAACCACACGAGGAACCCGGACGACGUGAGCCGGAAGCAGGUCCGGAUCUACCAGCUGUACAGCAGGACCACGGGCAAGCACGUGCAGAUCCUGGGGAAGAAAGUCAAUGCCAACGGAGAUGAUGGGGGCAAGUAUGCUCUCCUCGUGGUCGAGACAGAAACAUUCGGGAGCCACAUUCGAAUAAAGGGAAAGGAGAGCGAUCACUACAUCUGCAUGAACGAGAAAGGCAAAAUAGUCGGAAGGCCCGACGGGAGGAAGCAGGAGUGCGUCUUCGUCGAGGAAUUCCUGGAGAACAACUACACGGCGCUGGUGUCGGCCAAGUACAAGGGAUGGUACCUGGGCUUCAACCGCAAGGGGCGGCCCAAGAAGGGCUCGCGGACCACGCAGCGGCAGCAGGAGGUCCACUUCAUGAAGCGCCAGCCCAAGGGCCGGACGGACCUGCAGGAGGAGUUCCGUUUCACCACGGUCACCAAGCGGACUCGAAGGGCCCGGCGGUUAAAAACAAACGCCAAGAGGAACUAA
Pleuronectes platessa (European plaice) is the source of this 564-nucleotide messenger RNA. RefSeq names its product fibroblast growth factor 24 (gene fgf24). Gene Ontology annotation, biological process: regulation of cell migration; heart morphogenesis; limb morphogenesis. NCBI's taxonomy places the organism in Eukaryota, Metazoa, Chordata, Actinopteri, Pleuronectiformes, Pleuronectidae. The record is from RefSeq and is a predicted model, not a curated record. Gene Ontology annotation, molecular function: growth factor activity; type 1 fibroblast growth factor receptor binding; type 2 fibroblast growth factor receptor binding. Gene Ontology annotation, cellular component: cytoplasm.